Molecule: messenger RNA, 1039 nt
Organism: Stegodyphus dumicola
Lineage: Eukaryota; Metazoa; Arthropoda; Arachnida; Araneae; Eresidae
Product: potassium channel, subfamily K, member 16-like
Biological process (GO): stabilization of membrane potential; potassium ion transmembrane transport
Cellular component (GO): plasma membrane
Molecular function (GO): potassium ion leak channel activity; outward rectifier potassium channel activity
Source: RefSeq, a predicted model, not a curated record
UUCUUUUGGUGUUAUUUACUCCAGGUUAUGGAAAUGUAGCUCCCAAGUCCAUGUGGGGCAAAGUUUUCUGCAUCAUCUACACAUUUUUUGGACUGCCUCUCAACCUGGUCAUGAUGCGACUUCUCAGCCUGAAACUCAGACGCGGAUUGAGGAGAACUCUUAAAUUCGUCCAGCAACGUUAUCCCCUGAAAAUUUGGCUUUUGUGGCUGUCCGGGAUGCUCUUCUAUUUAGUCUUCAUCAUAGUAUUCUUCCUCGUGCCAGCGGGUAUAUUUACUUAUGCAGAAAUGUGGACUUAUGCUCAAGGAAUUUAUUUUAGCUUCGUUUCUCUAGCAACAAUUGGCCUCGGCGAUUAUGUGGCAGAUGUGUCUUCAAGUCGUUCAGAACAAACUUUUUAUCCAAUUUAUGUGGUCCUCAUGUUGAUCUGGCUGGUAUUUGGCAUCGCAUUCCUUUCAAUGACCGUGAAUUUGCUUUCUUAUAUACUUGGAAGCAAUCUUCUGGAUAAGCUGGAUUGCAAGUGCAGGGUCAGAUACUCAGCGAAGAGUACAUUGAGACCUGUCAUUUCCAACGUCGCUGAACUAAACUGGCAGUUAGCCAAGUAUACACCCUUGGGAUUUAGAAAUUCCAGAAAUGUUCAAGAAUUCGAAGAACUUUGCAUUUCGAAUCCGCAAAAUGUCACACCACACAAUUUGAAAAGCAUGUUAAAUUUAAUUUAUGACUUGAGGGAAGUAUGCUAUGAUCAGCUUGAAAUCUUGGACUUAGACGAAUCUGAUGCUAUUGAAAGUCAAAUUGAAAUCGUCACUGACACUGAAGAUGACUAAUUAAGGGCAGCAAAGGGCGACUAACGGCAGCAAAGUUGUAAAGCUAAACAAUCAAGGAAUAUUUACAGAUUUGCAUAAAAACCGCUAAAGUAAAAGUCGUAGAAAAGUAUGUUCAUCCUAUAGUGCAGAACAUAGUAUACAGGGCGAUUCACUACCAGAUCGACAAACUUGCAGGAUGUGUAGAGGGUACAAAGACGACUCGGAAUCACGUAGGAAUGCAG